Dendroctonus ponderosae (mountain pine beetle) is the source of this 9126-nucleotide messenger RNA. RefSeq lists its product as uncharacterized. Gene Ontology annotation, molecular function: protein binding. The transcript is spliced from 5 exons. The coding region runs from base 448 to 7635 and encodes 2395 amino acids. NCBI's taxonomy places the organism in Eukaryota, Metazoa, Arthropoda, Insecta, Coleoptera, Curculionidae. The record is from RefSeq and is a predicted model, not a curated record.
UACAGAACAAUAUCGACAUUGGUGAUACUCCGAAGAUGUGCCUUGGCCGAUCCAGCACGAACAUCUCAGUAUUUAAUAAAAUCCCGAAUUAUUAAUAUUAUACGACCACCAGACUCUAAGACACCGGUUUGAACGUUUAAUAGGAUCCGCAAAGUUUCUUGUGAAUCAACGGGUCAAAAUAUUGAACUAGUGCAGUGGAUACUAUUUGCAGUUUACCGAGAAAUCUGGUUGGUUAACCAGGCUGGAAGGGAUUCUAUCACAGGCCAUCAUAAAGUCAUCAAUAAUAUUAUUGCUGAAUUUUUGUAUAUUUCUAGUAUGGACUAUAAAAAUCUUACGUAAGAAGCAGAAAAUUUGGUCGGAAUUGAUCUGACCCCGCCUGUUUCAUCUGCACCAUCCCUGAAAAUUAGCAAGUGCGACGUCAAUGCUAUUACAUUUUGUGAUGAGAUCAUGGCUGACAAAUCAAAUGAUGGUCUAACUGGCUCUAAAAAGUGCAGCAGCAUUGAUUACAUCAGUCAUGCAGAACAUCGGGCCACUUUGAAAUAUCGUGAUAAUGCGAACAACCCUGUUACGGGCACGAACCCAGUUAUCUUAGCUUGUAAGCAAAAUAAGGUAAAAACUUUAGAGCGUCUACUUGGGAAUUGUGAUAAAACCCCUUGUCAUUUAUCUAUCAGAGGAACUACUAUAUUACCAGAUGAUGAGGAUGAAACAUGUCACAAUGCAUUUUAUUAUGCUGUUCGUUCAGGAAGUGUUGAGCUCCUUGAGACGCUCAUUAGUAAAUGGCCAGGCAAUUAUUUCGCUAUUCAUACCCGCAAAUUAGAUGAACUGCUUUCAAGAGCAUAUGCUGAUUUGAAACUAAAAAACGUGCCAUUAUCAGAAAAAAUACAACUUUUUGUCGAAGAGGAGCUAAUAAACCUUAGGUUUUUUUGUGAGGAUCCUCAGCAAGACGAAAAUGUCGAAAAUCUAUUUAUUCAAAUCGGAGAGCGUAUUGAGUUAGUACUUCAAAACAUGUCCUUAUUAAACAAAUAUUACGCAAACGGAGAAAAAGUAGAUGAAAAGUUUUUAUUUAUUGCAAAAUUUAUUGCUCAAAACAUUCACAUAUUGAAACGUCGGUUGAAGUCAACUUAUAAUAUCUUGCCUUGGGAAGAAAUGGAAUUUUGCAUAGUUGGUUUUGUCUCUUCUCAUAUGAAACAAAAAGAAAUUAAUCUGUUCUAUAAUGCCAUAUUGAAUAAAAACAAAAUUCUAGCCUACAUGAAAACGUUUUCAAAGAUACUUGAAGAAGCAAAAGAUAAUUUGAAAGAUAUAAAUAUAGGGACAUUUCAUAUUUUGCCAAACUUAAAACGUGAGAAAGCGGUAGCGAAGAUUGUUAGCACUUGUCCUCAAUUGGAAGAGCUGUAUAGCGACUACCAACAAAUUAGAGAUAUCGAAUCGUUAGAGAAAAUUAGCAGAUAUGUGAACGUGGCAUUGUCGGCUGAUCCUAAGAAGAGGGAGGGACAGUUAAUUGUUACAAGAACUUUGCAAGUUAUCGGUGAACAUUUUAAAAACACCCUUGAAUCUCCUAAAUUAUCCAACACGACAAGCCAACUGCUUUUGCAAGUAUUGCCAAAGGAUACACGACAGAUAAUUACGUCUUUGCGUAAUUCAUUAUCACAUGCUUAUUCACUCUCUAAGAGAAUAGAAAUUGAAAAUAAUGCACCAGAUAAGUUUUUCACCGGCAUUAAAAAUGAUAUUUCAAAGAUUGACAAAGUAAUUACCGAUAUUCUUUAUAACAACAAAAUUAGAAUGAUCAGAAGGUUACUAAUGGAAAUUGUUAACAGUGAAAGCUAUGCCGAUAUAAAGGAAGUUCUUGGAAUCUUUAGUAACGUUGAUCUAGAUAGGCAGGUGCUAGCAGAUAGUGUAAAAAUAAUUGGGCAUGAUAAGCUUGAAAAAAUCAUCAAUGAAUUAAACAAUUCUAUAACUGACAAAACAAUUUAUGAGAAAGCGCUGUUUACUGAAAUCGAAAGCAUAAUUAAUUUUGCCAACACUAAAUUGAAAAAUAUCAAAACUGAUUUCGUUAAGGUGGUCGGAAUAUUGGAGGUGUUGGCUGAGUUCAAAUGGAAAAAAAUGACCGAAAAUGAUAUUCGAUGCGUUAAACUCUUUGCUAAUGGAAUACUACAGGAUAUGUUCACCGAACUAGAGUCCCACAAUCUAAAAAAAAUUGCGGAUUUGGUAUUGAACAUUUUUAAAAGUUGUAUGUCAAGAAAACAUGGCAACCUUGAUCAAGUAAAUAUUUUAUUUUGUGAACUAGUUUUCGUUUUUGAAUUUCAAACAACCGACCUAAGGUGGAUUGAAGAAUUUAAACGCAAGUUGAAUGAGAAAAUGUCCUUUAUUUUUGAACAUUCACACACUACAAAUUUUAAUACAAGAGGGGAACAUUAUAAUAAUCAGCUUGAACUAAAGCUAUCUGAACUUAAAAACAUUUUGAGAAAUAAUUCAUUAGAUGACAGUUUAAUUGAAACAAUUUCCCAGUACAAGACGAAUGAAAAGUUGCAAGUAAUAUUAGAAAUGCUUCUUUUAGAUAUAUUGUCAAUCAUGCCAGAUAAUUCCAAAAAGCAGCGAAAGACCAAACAACAUUUUUUAGACAAUAUUGUUCCUUUAUUAACUGGAAAAUGGUUGCGUGAUCAUUUGGCACACUACAACACCAUAGUAGAUGUAUUGUUAUCUGAUCCCACAAUAUUGCUUAUUCUAAACGCUAAAAAACUGAUUUUAGAAGGCGUAAAAGAAAGUAAGAAAAAUAUUGACAAAUUGUUCAUAGAGAAUCUUCCUAAACUGAAGGAUAAUUAUGAAAAAGAUCUUACGGCUCUUACUGUUCAAGAAAAAAUGUUUGAUGCAGCGAAGAAAGGUAAUCUGGAAAAUCUAAAGAUGUAUCUUCAAAAAGGAGCAGAUAUUAAUGCUAGAAGUAUUAACGCAUGGACUACAUUACAUUUUGCUGCUUCUGGGGCAAGUCUUAAUGUCGUAAAAUUUGUGAUUGAACAACAACUAUGUGUCGACGUUAAAGAUGUAAAUAAUCAAAGUCCGCUUCAUAUUGCUGCUACACAUGGAAAUAAAAUUAUUGUUGAUUUUUUUAUUAGAGAAACAGAUAUACAUGUUGAUGUUGUAGAUAAUGCACACAAAACACCACUGCAUUUUGCAUCUGCGAAUGGUCACAACGACAUUGUAGAAAUUCUGGUAAAAAAUCAUGCAAAUACUAGUGCUAAAGAUAGUGUAGGGCUUUCGCCUUUGCACUAUGCCAUAUACAACAAUCAUGUUGCUAUUGCUAAGUUUUUGCUGGAAAAAGAAGACACUGUCGAUAUUAAUGAGGCGAUGUCUGGAUUUACGCCACUACAUAUAGCUGCCGAAAGUGGUUCUCUCGAAUUAGUUAUUUUUUUAUUAGACAAAGGAGCAAAUGUUAAUGGCAGAAGCGAUGAAGGAGCUACACCAUUAAAUGGAGCAGUACGGAAUGGCUAUCUAGAAGUUGUGAAUGUUUUGAUACUGAAGGGCGCCAAUGUUAAUUCCAGAUUUAUAGAUGGUAGUACGCCAUUAUACAUUGCAAUAGCGAACGGCCAUGAGAAAAUAGCUAAUGUGUUACUGAAGGCUGGAGCUAAUGUUAAUGUUGUUGAUAGAGUUUGUAAUCAAACACCAUUACACUACGCCGCACGAUUCGGGUAUGAAAAUAUUGUUGAAACUUUACUGAUGAAUAAGGCAAAUACUGAUAUUGCUACAAACGAAGGCGUGACUCCAGCACAUUUAGCAGCACAGGGUGGACACUCAAAGGUAAUUGCCACUUUACUCCAGAAUAAAGUUAACAUUUUCCGUAAAGAUAACAGUAAGUGGACACCGUUGCAUUAUGCAGCAGAAAAUGGUCAUACGACUGUUGCUCAUCUUUUAAUACAAAAUGGAUUAGCUGUAAAUGAUAAAACCAUUUAUAGUGCAACACCAUUACAUAUUGCUGCUCUGCAAGGUCACAAGGAGUUUGUCGAACUUUUACUUAAGAAUAAUGCUCAAAUUAGUGGUCGAGAUUGGGUUGGCAAUACACCACUACACGCAGCUGUAUCACACGGUAGCAAUGAUAUCACUGCUCUUUUAAUUAAAAACAAAGCUGAAGUUGAUGUGAGAUCUAAUAAUGGCACGACUCCAUUGCAUUUCGCAGCUAGAAGAGGACAUAAAGAUGUUACUGCUUUUUUAAUCGAAAAUAAAGCUAAAGUUGACACCGCGGCCAAGUAUGGUUUUACACCUUUGCAUGCGGCUAUUGCAGGAGGCCACAAAGAUAUUGUGAUCCUUUUAAUAAGAAAUAAAGUCAAUGUUAACGUGAGAGAUUCUGCAGGUGGGACGCCGUUACUCUUGGCUGUUGAAGCUGGCCAUAAAGAAAUCGUCGAUAUUUUGAUAGCUAACUAUGCCAAUGUUAAUUUUCAGAGUGACAACCGAACACCAUUGGUUUCUGCAAUUCAACAUUAUUACAAAGAGAUCGCCGCAGUUCUUAUCGAAAAUGGAGCCAGUGUUAAUGAAGAACAAGGAGCAGCUUUAUUGAUGGCAGUGCUGGCUGGUUAUAAAGAUCUUGUGAAGCUAUUGCUGAAACAUAAUGCCCGUGUUGAUUUCAACGUGGGUGAAAAUGCUACAGUAUUGCAUGCGGCUGCCAAAAGAGGCCAUAAAGAGAUAGUAAAUGAUCUAUUGGCAAAGGGUGCCAAUGCUGACGCUAGGGAUAACCAUGGAUUAACACCAUUAUAUAUUGCAGCAUCAGAAGGCCACGAAUACGUUGCUGAAGUUUUAAUAGCAAACCGUGCCAACGUUAACUUUGUAAACAUGGAAGGCGCUCCAUUACACAGAGCUGCUGCUUUUGGCCAUGUCAAUGUUGUUUCCGUUCUAUUAAGGAAUGGAGCAAAAGUUGAUAAUAAAGACAAGAAAAAGAGAACGGCUUUAGAAUUAGCAGUUGCACGUAAUCAUUUUGAAGUGGUGAGAUUGUUAAUGGGGCACAAACCGGUAGAUAUGAACUCUAAAGGCAAUGAUGAUUUUACGUUACUUCACAUUGCUUCACAAGAAGGCAACUUAGAAGUGGCAAGCUAUUUAGUAGAUAAAGGAUGUAGCAUUGAUGCUAGAAAUAAUGCAGGUUCAAAGCCAAUACAUAUUGCGGCCAGGGAAGGCCAUGAGGCCACUGUGAAAUAUUUUCUUAGCAAGGGAUUAAGUGUUAAUGAGCUUGGUGCAGCUAAUCAGACAGUAAUACACUAUGCUGCAAUGACAGGUCAGUUAAAUGUUGUGAAAUUUUUAAUAAUGCAAGGUGCGAACAUUAACGCUAAGGAUUUAAAUUGCUGUACGCCUUUGCAUCUAGCUGCUGAAAAUGGUUAUAAAGACGUUAUUCAAGUUUUAUUACAAAAUGGUGCAAUCUAUAAUGCUGUUACUAGCAGUUGUCUGAGACCAUUGGACAUUGCAAGGAAUCAAGAUGUUAUCUACCUAUUAGGGUUAAUUGAUCAAUUGUUUAACUCUGUCAAACGUAAUAUAUCUUUAGAUGUUGAAACUCACAUUAGAUCAGGGGCAGUAAUUAAUUCAAAAAAUGCGAACAACUUGACGCCAUUACAUUAUGCUACCUGGAAAGGCUAUCAUGACGUUGUAAAAAUUCUAUUACGGAAUAAAGCCAACAGUAAUAUGGUCGAUGAGAAGAAUUUUACUUCAUUGCAUUAUGCCGUCAAAUUCUCACAUUUAGAAAUUGUAAAAACUCUACUGUCCUAUGGCGCAAUAUAUAAUGCAGUGUCUGCCAGCGGGAAAACACCAUCAGACCUCAGUGUAGAUGCAGAUAUUACUAGUUUACUUAAAUUAAUCAGUGAUUGCUUUGAAAAGGUUGAAGCUCGUAAAACAGUGGUCAUUAAGGACUUGAACAAAAUAAAGCAUAUUGACAAGGUAAAAUCAGUGAUGGGCGCUCGUAAUAAGGAGAACAAAACUUUGGUGGUAGUUGGAAUUCAGAGCAAAUUUUCCAAAGUCGCGGAAUUGAAGCAAAUAUUUCAAGUUGAUGUAUCCGCUCAAAUUCAUGAGGCUUAUAAACUUUUGGAGCUAGGAAAUUACCAACGAGCGUUAAAAAUGUUCAGAAGUGCAUUGGAACGUCGUAAAGAGAUAUUUGGACCAGACAAUCCAAGCACGCUAGAUAUUCAAAGAUAUAUAGCCCUUACUUUAUAUAAACAAGGACAUUACCAAGACGCUUUAAAGAUUUUUAUAGAUAAUUAUCAGAAAUUACAAGACAUGUUAGGUUUGCAUAAUCCCACUACUUUAGAAACGAGAAGUAAUAUCGCUUUAGUUCUACAUAGGCAAGGCAAAUAUGAAGAAGCUUUAAUAAUUUUUCGAGAAGUAUAUGAGGAACAAAGAGAAGUACUAGGCUCAAACAAUACAGAGACCGUAAAUACUAAGUUUCACAUGGCAUUGGUAUUAAACCGCCUGGGACAUUUUCAUGAAGCUUUAUGUAUAAACAAGGCAGUUUAUAAAGCUAGGAAAGAAUCUCUUGGCCCAUAUGAUAUAAACACAAUUUCUGCCCAAAAUAAUAUAGCAGUGGUUUUAGUAAGUCAACAUAAAUCUAAAGAAGCUUUGGAAAUCUUUCAACAAGUGCUUAAAAAGAAAGAAACUAUUUUAGGUAUUAAUCACAGUGAUACAUUGAGAACGUUGAGUAGCAUAUCCACGGCACUCUUUGCACAGCAUAAAUAUACCGAGGCCUUGCAAACAGCACAAAAGGUCUUAAAUAUCCAGAAAUCAGAGUUACCACCAAACCAUCCACAAGUCUUGAAUAGUCAAUAUGCCUUAGGAAACAUAUUUUUUGCUCAAGGCAAAUUGACACUAGCUCUUAAAGCAUACACAGAAUGCGUUGAUCAAAUAAAAGUUGUGUUUGGAGCGACUUAUCCGGCUGUUUCAGAUAUUUUACAAAAGAUCGAAGCGAUUAAUGUAAAACUACGUUAUUUGGGUGUCAAAUCAUCUGACGUUCUACUACAUCUUCAAAAAGACAUCAACGUUGCUGCUAGUCGAGGUGAUUUACAAACUGUUCAGCUUCUUCUAAAAGAUGGGGCUAAUUCUGAUGGAAGAACACCGUUACAUUUCGCAAUUAGCGCUGGACACAUAGAUAUUGUAAACCUCUUAAUAAAAAAUGGUGCUAGUGUCACUGAAGUUACUAACAAAGGUAAUACUCCUCUCCAUACAGCUACUUCUAAAGGUAAUAAGGAAAUCGCUGAACUUUUGUUACAACAUGUAAAGCCUAAAAAAUUAAAUAACUUUGUUAAUGCUAAAACUGCUUAUAGUGGUAGCACGGCACUGCAUGUUGCAGCUAAAGCUGGCUUCGGAGAAUUAGUCCGAUCAUUAUUGAAACAUGGUGCCGCUUAUAAAAUUGAAAACAGAGCAGGUGAAACGCCUAUUAAUAUUUCGAAGGAUCAAACCAUCACUAACCUGCUAACAAUAAUAGCAGAAUUAUUCCAGGAGAUCGUAAGUGGUAAUGUAGAAUCCAUUAACAAACUAAGAUCAGUGACAUCUGAUGACCUACUAGCUAUUACAAAUGCUCGUAAUGAUCAAGGAAACACAUUAUUGCAAGUUGCUAUAGCUAAUGGAAAAACGAAUGUGACGUAUACGUUAUUAGAAAUAUUGAAAACCCAAAAAUGAAUAGUGGAAAACCCAAAAACAAAAAUAUUGCCGUGGAGAGAAAUAUUGGGCUAUUUAUUGCUAUUCAAACUAAUCAGCCGAUUUACAUCUUGUACUAGACAUUUCAUGGGUAGGGGACAUUAUUUAAAAUUCGUUCCUAUUCCAUGCCCGAAUAUAACAUCAUUAUGCUUAACUAGUGAGUUAAUUGUAGGGAAUUAGCAAAAGUGUUUUUAACAGUGGAUUCAAUGAGACGUUUCAUCAAUGGGUAGGCCAAUUGGUCAAUGUCGAUACAUACAAGACGGGAUGCACAUGCAAUAGUUCAUUUGCAAUGUUCAAUAAAAUAGGAACAGUUAUAAAUUUUGCAUUUUUGUUAGCCACUAGAAGAGCUAUGUAUGCCCUACUAUUAAAUCUAUAUUAAUUUUAUCGUGCACCUAGCCUUAUUUGACAGUGAAUCUAAUAGGUAUUGAAGCAAUAAUUGUAAUAAUUAAAACUACUAAUUUCUCAACAAUAUACGGCAAAAAUUGACUAAAAUAUUUUCGGGUGGUUUCGAGAAUACCUAUUUUGUCAACACCUUAUGUACUCGUACUGAACUUUUGAGGUAUCGUUUGCUUAAGAAACUGGAUUUCUUUUCGUUUGUGAAAUAAGUGAUUAAAAUAAUGCUCCUUUGCUUGAAACACCACGUAUAAUUUUUCAUCUUAUUUGUUUAUUGCUAUAUCAACUGUAAGUUGCAUAUAAACUAUGGAAAGGUUCAAUAUUUUGAAAAUGCAUUUCAUGCUGUAAAGGUUUUGGCAUUGUAAAAGUUAUGUACCAGGAGAUACUUACAUUGACAUCCACACUUCUAUACCAUGUUUGUGUUACUGGUUAUUUGUAUACAUACGUUGCCAUUUAGUUAAGAUAUAAAAUAUACAGUGUGGUUAAAAUAAGGAAAUUUACAUUUAGAAAGUAUACGUAACCAAUGUUAUUUGUUAGUCGUUGUUGGUGAAUUCACGUGUUUGAAAUAUUUUUUAACGUUUUUAUAAUUAAAAGAGGAAAUCAUACACAAAAGUGUUUGCACCCUGCUUAUGUUUUUAAUUUUACUGUUAUAUUUGUUAUAAUUGCUUGAUUGGUUAAUAUUUACUUCAUAAUUUAGUAGAUAGAGUGAAGUUACUCAAUUAACGUGAAAAUAAAGUUCAAGUUGAGAUGGGUUGUUCACAAGACACAAUGUCUCAUUUACAGUAAAUUAUGCCUUUAAUAAUGUGUGGAUUCCAAAUUACGCAACACUUUGUUUUUGAAAGCACUAGUAGCUACGGGAUAGAUAGAUGGUCAGCAAAGCAGUGGCAAGUUUUAAUGCAUCGGAAACAAAUAUCAUUUGUUGACGUCGGCUAAUUUUUUAUCACAAAUGUUCAUGUAAGAAAAUUAAAAAAUGAAGGCAUUAUUUAACGUAAAUAUUUUAGCAAGUAGCACAUAUGUAUUAUUUUUACACAUUUUCAUUGAUGUGAUACUAUUAUAUUGAAUUACACUUUAUUUUCCAUA